Messenger RNA from Salvia miltiorrhiza (redroot sage), 871 nucleotides. RefSeq lists its product as uncharacterized. The record is from RefSeq and is a predicted model, not a curated record. The coding region runs from base 22 to 741 and encodes 239 amino acids. NCBI's taxonomy places the organism in Eukaryota, Viridiplantae, Streptophyta, Magnoliopsida, Lamiales, Lamiaceae. The transcript is spliced from 3 exons.
CAGGCAGUGAAGUUGGAUUUUAUGAAGAACGCGGCUCGUAGGUAUAAAGAUUUUGUAUAUGAUAUCAAGAUGGCAAAGGAUGAUCCGAAGAAGGGAAGGCCACCAUUUAUUCAUGAGCGUGAGUGGCUUGAUUGGUUGAGUUACUGGAGGAGUGAGGCUGUGGUUAAGAAAUCAGAAACGGCCAAAAAGUGCAGAAUGUCUGAGCCUGAAGGUCCAGGAACAGGACAAGUGAAGCAUAAAGGAGGCUCCAAAUCUACUCUCCAGAUUGCCGAUGAGAUUGGCGUUGAUCCCAGUCAGUGCUUCUAUGACGCUUAUGAGGUCCUCCACGUGAACAAAGAUGGAUCAUAUACUGACCCUAGAUCUGAGACAGUUGGGAGAAAAAUUGAAGAGCUAAGGGAACAACAAAGUCAGCCGGUGGAUGGAUCUACUGAGCCACAGGCGGUGGACAUGGCCAAAAUAUAUCUUGAGGCUGUAGGUGGAUUGGAUAAGAAGAAGAGGUUGUUUGGUGUUGGUAGUCUGGCAUCUACACUCAGGAGUGAUGGUUCGAGUGGAUCAUCUCAGGCUCGGUCCUUAGCUUAUGACGAUACAAUAGUUGGUCUCCAGAAUAAGUUGCAGAAGGAGCGAGAUGAGCGCCGACAAGAGAGUGAGAGCUUCAGGGCACACCUACUAGCACAACACGAGUACUUGACUCGCUUUUGUGCACAGUCGGGAUUGCCCCCCCCACCACCUCCGCCUCUUUGACUUUGAUGUGUAUUACUAUUUUGGAUAUGUAGUAUGUUAGACUUGGAUGUGUGUGAAAACUUAUUGGGAUUGUAGUAUGUGAAAACAUAUUAGGAUUGCAUUUGAAUGUUUGAAAACUUAUUAGGAUUGA